AUGUCGUCUACUGAGGGCAAGACUAUCACCUGCAAGGCCGCCGUCGCCUGGGAGGCCGGCAAGCCUCUGUCCAUCGAGACCGUCGAGGUCGCUCCUCCUCGCGAUGGUGAGGUCCGCAUCAAGAUCCUCUACGACGACUACACCCUCUCCGGCAAGGACCCCGAGGGUCAGUUCCCUGUCAUCCUUGGCCACGAGGGUGGUGGUAUUGUCGAGUCGGUCGGCCCCAACGUCGACAACGUCAAGGUCGGCGACCAUGUCGUCCCCCUCUACACCGCUGAGUGCCGCGAGUGCAAGUUCUGCAAGAGCGGAAAGACCAACCUCUGCGGCGCUGUUCGUGCUACCCAGGGCAAGGGCGUCAUGCCGGACGGCACUUCGCGCUUCACUUGCAAGGGCAAGCAGCUCUACCACUUCUACACCGUCGUCUCCAAGUAUUCGGUCGUCGCCGUCAACGAGAAGGCUCCCCUCGACAAGGCCUGUCUUCUCGGAUGUGGUAUCACGACCGGCUACGGAGCGGCUACCAAGACCCCUGACAUUGAGAACUCGACCGUUGCCGUCUUCGGUAUCGGAUGUGUCGGUCUCGCCCUGAUCCAGGGUGCCAAGGCCAAGAACGCCUCGCGCAUCAUCGCCAUCGACGUCCAUGACAAGAAGGAGGAGUGGGCCAAGAAGUUCGCCGACUUCAUCAACCCCACCAAGGUCCCCGGCGGCAAGAGCAUCGUCGACUACCUCGUUGAGAUCACCGACGGCGGUCUCGACUUCACCUUCGACGCCACUGGUAACGUCCAGGUCAUGCGCCAGGCGCUCGAGUGCUGCCACAAGGGCUGGGGUGUGUGCAACGUCAUCGGUGUCGCUCCCGCUGGCGCCGAGAUCUCGACCCGCCCGUUCCAGCUCGUCACCGGCCGUGUCUGGAAGGGAUCGGCCUUCGGCGGCGUCAAGGGCCGCACCGAGCUCCCCGGCCUCGUCGACGACUACCUCAACGGCAAGCUCUGGGUCGACCAGUUCGUCACCCACAACCAGCCCCUUGAGGAGAUCAACAAGGCCUUCGACGACAUGCACGCCGGCGACUGCAUCCGCUGCGUCGUCAACAUGCAGCAGGACGGCCUCAUCGAGGAGAAGUAG
Trichosporon asahii var. asahii CBS 2479 is the source of this 1116-nucleotide messenger RNA. RefSeq names its product GSNO reductase. The record is from RefSeq and is a predicted model, not a curated record. Gene Ontology annotation, cellular component: cytosol. Gene Ontology annotation, biological process: formaldehyde catabolic process. The transcript is spliced from 6 exons. Gene Ontology annotation, molecular function: S-(hydroxymethyl)glutathione dehydrogenase [NAD(P)+] activity; zinc ion binding. NCBI's taxonomy places the organism in Eukaryota, Fungi, Basidiomycota, Tremellomycetes, Trichosporonales, Trichosporonaceae. The coding region runs from base 1 to 1116 and encodes 371 amino acids.